CAUAUCUUUGUAUCCAAUAAAUCUGAAUGUCGAUUAUAUUCUUUUGCAAUUUUUGUUGUGUGUAUACGCUGACAAAGAAGAAUUUACGCUAAUACUACAUACGCAGACGGUGAUAGAUCAUUUUCUAAUUGAUUUUUCAAAUGUCUCUCAAUUUAAGCCGAUACCGUGAUACACUUUUACACGCAUGGAAAGAGGUUUUAGAUGAUAAAAAUGAAACAAAUUGGGCGUUAUUUGGGUAUGAAGGGCAAACAAAUACACUUAAGGUAGUUUCUACAGGUUCUGGUGGAAUAGAAGAGCUCACAGAAGAACUAAAUAGUGGCAAAAUAAUGUAUGCAUUUUUAAAAAUAACAGAUCCAAAAACAUCUCUUCCAAAAUAUGCUUUAAUAAAUUGGCAAGGAGAAGGUGCUCAUACACUUCGUAAAGGAAUGUGUGCAAAUCACUUACGUGAUAUAGAAAAUUUCUUCAAAGGUGCACAUCUUACGAUUAAUGCUAGAAGUGAAGAUGAUCUUGAUUCACAAACAAUUGUUGAUAAAUUGGCCAAGAGUGGUUCAGCAAUCAAGCUCAUAACUCAUAGAAGUGAAAUAUCGGAUGUGAAAACACCUGUAGGUACCAAUUAUAAAAAGGUAAACCCUGUUGCAGAAAUUAAUUCGAAUGAAAGAGACCAGUUUUGGCAAAAGGAAGAACAGGAAGAGAAGAAAAGGAAGGAAGAAGAGAGGAAGCGAAAGGAGCAUGAACGUCAAAUUAUUGAAGAAGAAUUCAAACAGAGGGGAAUUCAUGAGGGUACUGAAUGGAAUAAUAAGACUGAUGUUUUUAGUCAAAAUGACGAAAAAGACUAUGCUAAAUCAAACCCAAGUCCAAGAAAAUUGGUAAAUACUUCAAUUUUUGAACAAAGUGCAGUUCAAGUUAAAAAAAUACCAGAAAAACCUGUACGUAGUUCACUUUUAAAAAGUCAAACACAACCAUUUUCUCAAACAAGUGUUGAAGUAAAUCCAACUUGUACCCAAGAACAUGUUUCAGAACCACUUCAACAAAAGCAACAAAUAACAGAAAGCAAGUCAUUUGAUGAAGGACAAAGUGAUGAAGAUUCUGAUCAAUUUUCAACUAUAAAACGUUCACCAAGAGAUCCUCAGAAAAAUGUAAAUACUGAUAAAGAUAAAAGUUUGCACAAUACUGAAUUUAUCCAACAAAUUACUGAGCAACAGUUUGUUGAUGAGGUAAUUUAUCAAGAUUUAGUUGAAGGACCAGGCUUACAAGCUCGUGCACUUUAUGAUUAUCAAGCAGCGGAUGAUACAGAAAUUACAUUUGAUCCUGGUGAUAUCAUUACAAACAUUGAUCAAGUGGAUGAAGGAUGGUGGCAGGGACUUGGUCCUGAUGGAACUUAUGGGCUAUUUCCAGCGAAUUAUGUUGAGUUGAUUAAUUAAUGUAAACAUUAAUACAUUAUUUAAUGUAAAUGUAUAUGAACCUUAUUAAAACUGAAUCAACAAAGAGAGAGGGAAAGCAACAGAAAAAUUAAUGACAAAUGGUGCGAAUUUUGCUAACGAUGGGUGAUGGUCGAGAGGUGAUACAAGUUAAACUUUUUUAGAGUAUUAUUUAGUCAUUUAUUAAUAUUUAUACGCCAUCAUUACUUCUAGUUAUCAAUAGUAUUACAUCAUAAGUGAUUAUAAUAUUGUCAGAAUGUAUACAGUACUUGUGUAAUUUGGUAUACUCAAUUAAAAUGUUUUCUAAUGAUUGUGGCUCAUA
This is a messenger RNA of Agrilus planipennis (emerald ash borer), 1740 nucleotides long. RefSeq names its product drebrin-like protein (gene Abp1). The transcript is spliced from 4 exons. Gene Ontology annotation, molecular function: actin filament binding. Gene Ontology annotation, cellular component: site of polarized growth; postsynaptic membrane; lamellipodium. Lineage: Eukaryota; Metazoa; Arthropoda; Insecta; Coleoptera; Buprestidae. Bases 141 to 1421 code for a protein of 426 amino acids. Gene Ontology annotation, biological process: postsynaptic actin cytoskeleton organization; positive regulation of dendritic spine morphogenesis; positive regulation of axon extension. The record is from RefSeq and is a predicted model, not a curated record.